GAGAGAGCCUAAAAAACUAUAACCUGAUGAAUUUUUAAAACCUUCUAUUUGACAACACAAAGCACUUAUAGUUAGGCAAAUUUCUCCUCAUUUUCAAAAUUUCGAAUAUGCUUUUGCCUUAUUUAAAGGCCAUUCAGUUUUGCCAUUCAAAUGAUAUUUUACAGAACUCUGAAGUGAAUUCAAGAACUUCCAGGAGACCGUGGUUAACCUUAAAAAAACAACUAUCAACAUUCAAGCAGAAACGUCAAAGGGGGAAGAAGAGGGCUAACUGCAAACAAUAAUUUCUGUUGCUGAUUGGAGGAGAAGUAAAGGGUGAUGAUUCGGCCUAUUUUUGAGUAGGUCACCAGCAACCACGUCAACAAUAUGCCUUAACUAAAAAUCAUAGAAGCAUAGAAGAGAUGCUUGGAAUGUGCAAAUAAGUCUGUACCUAGCUGUGGAAAUGGUAAUCAGAAAAGUUGCAGUGUUUGAAGAAAUUUUAGUCCAGCCAAGUAAUUGAAUCCUUGAAGUUAAGGCUUUAGCAUGACUCUUUUAAAUAUGAACUCACUGGUUCAAAAUAUGACUGACGUGCAAUCACAAAUGAGAGGACCUUCAAAUAAUAACAGACAGUCCCGCAAACCUCGAAUCAUUCUUGCUGCAAGUGGAAGUGUGGCAGCAAUAAAGUUCGGAAUUCUCGCACAUUGUCUUUGUGAGUGGGCAGAAGUUAAAGCGGUGGCAACAAAAUCUGCCUUGUAUUUCAUCGACAGGCUGUCACUCCCAGCGGAGGUUAAACUAUACACAGAUGAUGAGGAAUGGUCUAGCUGGAAAAAAAUAGGAGACAAUGUGCUGCAUAUAGAGCUACGACAAUGGGCAGAUGCCAUGGUAGUUGCUCCUCUGUCAGCAAAUACACUUGCCAAGAUGGCAGGUGGCCUGUGUGAUAAUCUUCUGACUUGCAUAGUGCGAGCAUGGGACUUCAGCAAGCCCCUUUUUGUUGCUCCUUCUAUGAAUACCUUCAUGUGGAAUAGUGCUUUUACCCAGAUACAUUUGGGUGUACUAAAGGAUUUAAAGAUAACAAUUAUCCCUUGUUUAACUAAAAAGCUAGCAUGUGGCGACUAUGGAGAUGGUGCAAUGGCAGAGCCUUCUGUAAUUGACUCAACUUUGAGAUUUUCAACCAAUUUAACUCGUAAUAGUACCUUCUAAUGCCUUACAAAUUUUGGAUUUUCGUUUUGUUUAUGCUAACCAUCAUAUCAGCUGCCUACUGCACCAUGCUAGCAGAAAUUCCUCAGCAGGGUUUGAGAUAAGUUAUCGAGAAAUCAAGGGUAGGCUGGUAUUCCAAGAGUACAGUUAAUUUUUUUUUUGACCUUCAUUGGUUCUUGAUGAUUGCCUUGAAAGAUUUUAUUUAUUAAUCAUUUCAUAUC
Cryptomeria japonica (Japanese cedar) is the source of this 1394-nucleotide messenger RNA. RefSeq names its product probable phosphopantothenoylcysteine decarboxylase. Gene Ontology annotation, molecular function: FMN binding; phosphopantothenoylcysteine decarboxylase activity. Gene Ontology annotation, biological process: coenzyme A biosynthetic process. The transcript has 4 exons. The coding region runs from base 520 to 1176 and encodes 218 amino acids. The record is from RefSeq and is a predicted model, not a curated record. Gene Ontology annotation, cellular component: phosphopantothenoylcysteine decarboxylase complex. Lineage: Eukaryota; Viridiplantae; Streptophyta; Pinopsida; Cupressales; Cupressaceae.